Molecule: messenger RNA, 3725 nt
Organism: Drosophila sulfurigaster albostrigata
Lineage: Eukaryota; Metazoa; Arthropoda; Insecta; Diptera; Drosophilidae
Exons: 3
Coding region: 908-2626 (572 amino acids)
Source: RefSeq, a predicted model, not a curated record
CUGUGCGCACGAAGACAGAGCAAGCGAAGCAGAAGAAGAAGAAGCAGCAGCAAUAGCAGACAACUUUCGUGUCGUGUAGAAAAUUCCAACCUCCCCCCCUCAAUUUCCACAGUUCCCAUCACCUGAUACCUCGUUGCUUUUAUAAGGCGCGCGUCGUGUUUCGUUUGGAGAAAGGCUUACACUCGGAUUUGCAAUAAGACAAACAAAAAAACAAAACAAAACGAAAGAGAGAUAAAUAUGUUUAAUAUUUAAUUUCACUAUGCAAAUGCAUUAACAUUCAUUCUUGAACGAACUUGCACAAGUUUGAUUUGCCCUUCAGGGCCACAUACAGUUUUAGAGUCCAAACUCGAAACCAGUUCAAAAAGCUUGCAGUCACCAAACAUCCAAAACAAGAGCGACAAAGAGCGCAAGAGAGGCGCGCAAGCGCACGUGCAGAAAGCGAGAGCGCAGCAGCGAACGCGUUGACAGAGUCGUCGUCGCGUGCUUAAUUGGGACAAGAACAACUGUGAGUGCUGUCGUCGCUAAACUGUAAUGGCUGUCAAACUGUGCGUGCGGAAGUUUACAAAACAGUGGUGUAUUGUGUUGUGUUGACAUUGCGUAAUUUUCAAUAAACAACUACUACAGUAAACUAAAAAUUCGUAACGAGUUGCUAACAAUAAAAGCAUGUGCAAGAAAUCUAUAAUAAAAAAUUGGCAAUAGCUCGAUUUUGUGUGAAAACAGCAAACAGCAGACACCACAAAUUUGUGGUCACACCAAAAAAUAAAAGCGCAGCUUUGUUCGCAUACUGUGAACGAGCAUAAAUAACAGCAGCAACAACAACAAUAAUAACUGAAAUUUACCGUUACCAGAAGGAGAGAGAAACAAAUUAGCAAGCUACGUGCGUUUGUUUUUUUGCAUUUUGUGUGAAAUGUCCAAACAGUUGAAAAUAAAUUCACUCUCGUUGCUGCUGUUGGUCGCAGCGGCAGCGACAGCGCUGCCCCAACAACAACAGCAACAACCACAGCAACAGCAGCAGCAACUAUUACCAGCAACUGUUGCAACUACGACAACAACAAGACUAGUAAAUGCAACUGACAGCGCUGGCACUUUCAUCGAUAACAACAACAAUAACAGCAACUUCGAAGCAACAACUGUCUCCUUCGAGCAGCAACAGUCACAACAACAAAAACAACAACAGCCGCCGCAAACAUUGCAAUAUGCACAUAUAACGGCAUUAGAUAAAGAAGUAGUUGAACGUCUAAUCAAGCAAUGGGCGCCGAUUGUUUGGCUGGCGCCAGAGGAGAAAUUUCUGCCUCUGGGCGUCGAGGAAUUCCUACAGAAUGUGCAUCCCAUGGACAAGGAACGCAGCAACAGCUUCACCCCUGGCGUGCCCUUUAGCGAAUACUCCACAAAGUCGCAUCUGGUGACGAAUGCGGACAUGGAGCACUUGCUGCAGAAUGAGCAAUCCUUCAUCUAUGGCCGCAAUCCCAACGAGGCGCCAGUACCCAUCUAUGGGGUCGUCACGCUUUGUCCCAAACCGGAGCCAAAACCCGAAGUUAUGCCUCAGUCGCAAUCACAGCCCUUCGCCAGCACUCGAGGACCUUACAUACCCGUGUCCAUUGACCCGUUGGAGGAGCGCAAUGAUACAGUUCGACGUUCAUCGCGCUUGUAUCCACUGUUUCAGCGCGUGAAGCGCGACGCAGCGAACAUGCCGCCGCUACGGGAAUACGAUCUGGUCAUGGGUGAAACACAAUUGCCAACGGCAGCGGUUCCGGAGUCUGUAGAGCAGCAGCCUCAGGAGCUGGAGGACGAUUCGAAUGGAUUGCCUGUGAACAAUUUCAUUGCCAAUCUGGCAGACAAUGUCAAGUUCAGUGGCGGGCCCGAGAUGGAAGAUGAUAAUCUGGAAGACAACAACAUUGGCGAUGCGCCGCCCCUAGAAACCCCACAGCAAGGAGUUAAAGGAAAACUGCCUGGUUUCCAUGUCACCUACUGGAUGUUCUAUCCCUACAGUCAGGGCAAAACCAUGUGCACACUGAGCUUGGGUCCCCUGGGUCGUAUUCCCUUUCCGGCUGUGUAUGGCUAUUGCUUGGGAAAUCGUCGAGAUAUUGGCAGCCAUGUGGGAGAUUGGGAGCACAUGAGUCUGUACUUCAAUGGUGAUGCUGAGCCACAGGCGAUGUAUGUCUCAGCUCACGAUGCUGGAGCCUAUUACAGCUACAAUCGGCUGACGGGCUCCUUUGAGUUUCGUCGUCAAGAGACGCGCAAGGGCAUUUUACAGCGUCCCAAUUUCCCUAAGACAGUGACCACAUUUAAGAAUCAUCCGGUCCUGUUUGCUGCCAAAGGUUCGCACGGUCUGUGGACGGCGCCGGGCAAGCAUCGCUUUGUUAAGGUGGCCAGACUGUAUGACAUAAAUGGCUUUGGCACGCCGUGGAACACUUGGAAGGCCGUGGACAUAAGCUAUAAGAAUCUCAGAUCCUACGGACGUUCACUGGUGCCCGAUUGGCUGACGUAUCGUGGCAAGUGGGGCAAUCCCAAGAGCAAGUGUCAUCCUUUUCGUCGCAUCGGAUUGAACUUUUGUGAGUUCACAGACGGACCCACUGGGAUUCCUCUAAAGGAGCCGCAUUUUCAAUGUGGGGCGGACUAUCGCUAAUGAUGGAUUCAAUUGCUGCUGACUAGUUUCUUAAGCUUAGCUCUAGACAAGUAUUUAUUGUGAAAUUCCCGCCCGAAGGUUACCCCGAAAAAAACGAAGAAUUAAACAUUUGAAAUAAGCAUAUGCCGUAUUUUAGCUAACGAGGUCAACAAAUUGAGAACGCUAUAAUUAAAGACUCGACGACGUGCAACGGGUCUUGACCCCCCACAAAACUCUUAAUGGUUGAAUAAUCUCUAAUAGCUGCUUGGGCGACACUCACUUGGAAAAUUAAAUUGGCACUUUCGCUGAGCGUGGUAUCAUCCGGUGAGUCCACGGGAAUCUGUCUUGUGAAUCUCGUAUCAAACUGCGACACAUCAUCCUCGCUUCGCUGCAAGUUCAAGUUGAUUAAAACAGUGAAUCAAAAUGGGUAAGGUCAAUGGACUUACCAGCAGCGGCUUAAUAGGUGGCUCAAGGCGACGAGCGACAACAUCUUCCCAGUUGACGUGCUUGAAGAAUGGAUGCAUUUGCACGGCAGUCGCAUCCUCGGGUCCGCUGCCCAGACGCAGUGGCUCCUGACGCUUCAUCAGGCGUCGCACCAGAUCUCUGGCUUCGGGUGUGAGGUAGGCUGGCAGAUUAAGCUUUGCUUUCAAUAUGGUCUCGAUGGUUUUCUUGCGAUUCUCCGCUGUGAAAGGCGGCUACAAAAAAGUAAAGAAUUAAUUUAUAGGAUGUGAAAAGUCUUUGCCAGAUCAUUACUUACCACGCCUGUGAGCAUGUCGAACAUGAGUGCGCCUAGUGACCACCAAUCGACGGCUUUGCCAUGGCCACUUCUAGUAAGGAUUUCAGGUGCCCUGCAGUAGAUAAAAAUGCAAAAUUAAUAAAAAUUCUCGCAAAAGUAAUUUAGCCAAAAAUGAGGAGCAUCAAAAGCUUGGCAGGCGCACGCACAUGUACUCAAUUGUGCCGCAGAAGGUGUGGGUGACAAUACCCUCUUGUAUGUGCUCCUUGCACAGACCAAAAUCGGUUAGCUUCACAUGUCCCUGGGCAUCCAGCAGAAUGUUCUCUGGCUUCAGAUCGCGAUAGAUAAUGCCGAGUUUGUGUAAAUGUCCCAGAGCCAAAAUGAUUU